AUGGGAUGUUUGGCGGCGGUGAUGGUGUUGUUGGCGGCGGCAAUGCUACCAUGCACCGGAGGUGCACUUAUCAAGGUCGGCGGGAAGCCUGGCUGGGCACUGAAUGUUAACUACACUGACUGGGCUACUCAUCGCCAUUUCUAUGUUGGAGAUUGGCUAUAUUUUGUGUUCGACAAGCGGUACUACACGGUGCUGGAGGUGAACGAAACGAAUUACGAGCAAUGCAGAGAUUCGGAGUUCAUAAAGAAUAUAACUCGAGGCGGGAGAGAUGUGUUUAACUUAACGGAAUCGAGGGAUUAUUAUUUCUUGAGUAGCGGCGGUUAUUGUUUCCAUGGAAUGAAGUUAGCUAUUCAUGUUAAUAACCAACUCCCUCCAAUUUAUCCCCCUCCUUCCAAGAACAACGUUAUAAAUGACGCCUCACCACAAUCCAACGGUGGUGGUCGAUUCAUCAUCUUCUCGCUCUCGUUUCUGACUUCCAUUGUUUUGAAAAUGUUGGUUAAUGAUGCAUUGAAGUAA
Erythranthe guttata (spotted monkey flower) is the source of this 516-nucleotide messenger RNA. The record is from RefSeq and is a predicted model, not a curated record. NCBI's taxonomy places the organism in Eukaryota, Viridiplantae, Streptophyta, Magnoliopsida, Lamiales, Phrymaceae.